AAAAGAAAAAAAAAUGCAGCCGAUUUCGUUUUUCCUUUUUUGUCUUUGUGGCCAAAUUUCAUUGACUGGGGGCUCCUUGAAUGAUACGAACAUGAUCUUGGAAAUCUCAGAGUCUCCUGAAGUGGAAAAAAUCGACAUUUUCCCUCCUGGGAUUGAUACAAGAGUGAAACUAGUGGACACAACUGAGAAUGAAAAUGUGGAGGUCCAAAUGGAUGCAGAAAACACAGAAAAGCUGAUGCAAACGGAUCUAAAAAGUCCUGAGGCCAGCAGAGGGAGGAGAAGCGCUUGGGGCCGGAGAUACCAUGCUGCUCCUGUAGAGAGCGCCAUUUAUAGAAUGGCAGGCCUGGGCCGACCUCUGAUGGGCUGGAGAAAACGUGGAAAAGCUGAGAUGGAGACGAGUGCUCUGAUGGGUGCACUGAAAGAGCUUCACACACAGAAGAGAACUCUGAUGGACCUCGGAAGGACCCAAAAGGAGGAGGAAGAAGAUGAUGACGAUGAGGAGGAAGAUGAUGAUGAUGAAGAGGAAGAAGAUGAUGAUGACGAGGAGGAGGAAGAAGAAGAGGUGUCAGCUGUCAAGCAUUUAUUUAUCCUUUAAAAUUGUAUGAAAUUGAUUUAUUUUCUGUGAUGUGUGUGUCUGUGGGCCAGGAGGAAGAAGAAGAAGAGGAAGAAGAGGGAGAGGGAGAGGGAGAGGGAGAAGAAGAAGAAGAGGAGGAGGAAGAAGAGGAGCCAACUGAAGCACCCAGCAAUCAGACAGAGACGAAUGCCAACGUGACGUGGCCUCCUGUUGAGUGUCAGAUUGCAGACAUAGAAAUCAGCUGCAGAGGUGUCGGCCUGACCCAGCUGCCGUUCCUCCAGUACCCGCAGGCCACGAAGCUGGACGUUGCAUGGAAUAAGAUCAGCGUCAUCACUGCUCAUGCUUUCCUUGGUGUGCCGAGUCUGGAGACAUUGGACCUGAGCCAGAAUGAACUGGGUGAUGAGUCGUUCAGCCAGAAACCGCUGUUUAACCUGACAUCUUUGAAGAAGCUGAAUCUAGCAGACAACCAGAUCACUAGGAUACCUGCACUCCCACCAUCUCUAGAAGAGCUCAAGAUCAACAACAACAAGCUCAGCGGACUCACGCCUGACUGUUUUAAAGGUAUACCUAAAAACCUGACAUCUUUGAAGAAGCUGAAUCUAGCAGACAACCAGAUCACUAGGAUACCUGCACUCCCACCAUCUCUGGAAGAGCUCAAGAUCAACAACAACAAGCUCAGUGGACUCACGCCUGACUGUUUUAAAGGUCUUGGAAACCUGCUGAAUCUGGAACUGCAAGACAAUAUCCUCCAUGAGGGCAGUGUUUCCCCUUCAGCUUUCAGCCCCUUGCAGAGCCUUUUGUUCCUGCAUCUGGACAGAAACCUGUUCAGUUCCAUCCCACUGGGCCUUCCAGCCUCUCUUCAGGUGCUCAAAAUCAAGAAAAAUCAGAUCUAUGAAGUGAGAGGAGAAGCGCUGAGGGAUUGCAUUCAUCUGAAAGAGCUGGACCUGAGUCACAACCACAUUUAUGAGCAAGCCAUUGCUUCAGAUGCCUGGAUCCGACUGAAGUCCCUAGAAGCUCUGGACUUGUCCUACAACCAGCUCAUGUCCAUCCCAGUUAAUCUACCACGUCCUCUUCGGAAACUCAAUUUGCAACACAACCGCAUCAGUCAGCUCCCCUCAUUCCUGUUUCGUCAUCUGAAGCCGGGCCUGCAGGCCCUCCAUCUAUCUCACAAUGGACUGAAAGACAACGGGAUCGGUCGAAGGGCUUUUGUUGGCACGUACCGCUCUCUGAAAGAGCUUCUGCUUGACAACAACCACCUUGAAGAGGUUCCUCGAUGCAUCCGGCAGUUUAAGAACCUGCAGAUGCUAAGACUGGACGGCAACAAAAUAAGGUUGAUGAAACCGUGGGGAGUGUGCCACCCUCGUAAUUCCGGAUCCACUUUGGUUUCAGUCCACUUGGAAAAUAAUCUCCUUGAAGUGGAGACGAUUCCCCCAAGGGCUUUCUCCUGUAUCAUUGAUGCCAAGGGACUGAUCCUGUAUCCACAGCAGCACAAACAGGAUGGAAAUACUUGAAAAAACAAACAAACAAAGAAAUUCAGCAUUACUGCAUCAUCAUGACACCAAGUUUAGCAUUUUUUUCUUGAAAUUUUGUUUUUACAGCUUCAUUGUAAUCUUCCAGGGUUGUUUGCAAGAAGUAAUUUAAUCAUGCUUGUUUUGUGAGUCAGAAUUUAAAUCUGCAAACUACACUUGUUUUGUUCCAACACAAGUCCAAUUUAAGUGACUAUGUAGCUGUACAUUACCGUGCAAUAAAGCAAAUUUGGGAUUUUCAAAUAA
Oryzias melastigma (Indian medaka) is the source of this 2346-nucleotide messenger RNA. Its product is annotated as extracellular matrix protein 2. The coding region runs from base 625 to 2085 and encodes 486 amino acids. NCBI's taxonomy places the organism in Eukaryota, Metazoa, Chordata, Actinopteri, Beloniformes, Adrianichthyidae. The record is from RefSeq and is a predicted model, not a curated record. Gene Ontology annotation, cellular component: extracellular matrix. Gene Ontology annotation, biological process: extracellular matrix organization; positive regulation of cell-substrate adhesion. The transcript has 10 exons. Gene Ontology annotation, molecular function: heparin binding; collagen V binding; protein binding.